GUAUGCAAAAAAAAACGCCAUUAGAUAGACAAUAAGUUUUAGAGAUGUUUUUCUAACCAAAUUAUGAGUUUGCAUAAUCACUUCUUAAAAGCCAUUAAUUCUCAUUCUAACAAUUGCCUACGGUUGAAGAAAUUAAUUCUAUAUUAAAUUCUGUGGAAAAGGCCUACAAUAGUAAAAGAGGAACAUGGACUCCUUGUUAAGAUAAAUUCCUAAACUUGUUGGUGUUAGGUACUUGCUUGAAAAACAAAGAAAUUCCUAUCGAACUAGUAAAAUAUUUAGAAUUAUUCGUUCAUAGAGUUCCUAUUAAUGGGAAUAAAUAUCAAGGAUGUUUAGAUAUCAUAAUUGGAAGGCUUGUAGAAAUAGAUGGUUGGAAGAAUGUCAUUAAAAGGUAAGUUGGACACCUUCUGAGGAUUAAGUCUUAAUUUAAUUACAGAAAUUACAUCCAAAUAAAUGGUGUGAGAUUGCAAUAGAAAUGAUGAGGAUUUGUAAAACACCUUAUAUUCGUUAAGGAAAACAAUGUAGAGAUCGUUGGGUGAAUAAAUUGGAUCCAAAUAUUGUCAAGUAUUAAAUAAUGUUAAAUAUUCAUAGUCUUCCAUGGACAAAGGAGGAAGAGUUAAAACUAUUUAGGGAAAUAGAGAAAAGAGGAAAGAGAUGGGCAGAAAUUUCAUUGAAGGUAUUUAAGUUAAAAAGAACAGAAAAUACAAUUAAAAACAGAUAUUAUAAUUUAUUAAAAUAAGAGGAAAAUAAAAUUAAAUUAAGCAGAGUAACUAAAGAUGAAAAGAAUUAAAUCUUAGUCAAAUCUAUUAUAUAAUAACUUGAAUAAUAAGUCAAUUGUAAAUUUCCUAUAAAAAAUGAAGAAACAGUAGAAUAAGAAAAUCAAUAAUACAAUUUCUAAAUUUUUGAUUGCAAUUAAAUAGAAGAACCUUUACAAUUAAUUUGUUUUGUUAAAAGAAAGAUUGUUAAAUUAAAUGAAAUAUGA
This is a messenger RNA of Paramecium pentaurelia, 979 nucleotides long. The record is from the annotation of a GenBank genome assembly. Lineage: Eukaryota; Ciliophora; Oligohymenophorea; Peniculida; Parameciidae.